AUUCGGUGUUUUGGAUUUGGCUAGUGCAGAUGCCGCGUGAAUGCCAUCGUCGGCCAGUUUCGUCUUGGAAAGUUAACUACUAAAGGAGCGCCACCACAAUGCAGAACUCCCCGGCUCCGUGUGCCUGGUAUUUGCCCUGGUCCCUGGCCGCCCAGCAGCAGCACCAGCAGAAGAUGCUGCAGAUGCAGUCGCCGUUUCUGGACAAGAUGGGGGCCGCCUCGGUGGGCGGGAUCUUUGCAGCCCAGCCGCAGAUGCAGCAGCAACUGUCGCCCAACACGGCGGCAGCUCCUCCGGCGAACUACCAGCAGCCGGCUCUGCAUCCGAGUGCCGCCCCAGGAGCCCACUUCCACAUGGGAUCGCCGUACAACCACCUGGCCCCCCAGCUCCUGAAUGCCGGGCAGCUGAACCAGAGUGCUCUGGCCAACCAGUCCCACUUGAUGCACCCCGCCAUGUUCUCCUCCCUUCCCCUGGGAGCCUACUAUGCCCCGGCCGCCGGUGGAGGUCACUCGGCCUUCGGAGGCGUUGGGGUUCCCCUGACCCCGGCUGCCCAGCAAUCCCUGUUGGCAGCCACCGGAGGAGCACCUGGCAGCCACCUGGCCACUCAGCCACACACAGCACCUGCUCAGGUGCCCGUGCAGAUGGCCCCGCGGCCCAAUCCUUCCGCCUGCUCCAUGGUCCAGCCACUCAACUGCCUGCCCCACCAGGAACUGAAUCACCUGUCGUCCAUCAAUCUCAACCUGCUGCGGAGCCCAGCGUCCUCGCUCUCAGCCAUCCAGGUCUUGCCAAGUGCCGAGGUGCCGAUCAAUAAAAAGACUACUUCUCCCAGAGACUCCGAGAAUAUAAAAAUUAAAAUACCAGAAAAGCGGAAAACAGAUGAUAAUGAUCAAAUAAAAGAACUAAAAAAAGCUAAGCUUGAGACAAAAGCAUUAAAGGCUAAGAGACCGGGAUUUACGGAUGAAAGAUAUCAAGAAACUUCCUACUAUAUGGAAAACGGCCUUCGCAAGGUAUACCCAUACUACUUCACAUUCACAACCUUCACAAAAGGCCGCUGGGUGGGCGAAAAGAUUUUGGAUAUAUUCUCUCGGGAGUUCCGAGCACAUCCUGCCGAGGAAUACGAGCGAUGUAUCCAAACAGGCACGUUGACAGUGAAUUUCGAGAAGGUACCCAUUGACUACCGGCUGAAACAUAACGAUCUACUGGCUAAUAUUGUUCACAGACACGAAGUUCCAGUGACUUGUCAACCAAUUAAAAUUGUGCAUAUGGAUGAGGACAUUGUAGUUGUAAAUAAGCCAGCAUCGAUACCUGUACACCCAUGUGGACGCUAUAGGCACAACACCGUAGUCUUCAUACUUGCCAAGGAGUUCAACCUCAAGAAUCUACGCACAAUUCACCGACUUGAUCGCUUGACAUCAGGGCUUCUAUUAUUUGGACGUAGUCCGAAAAAAGCCCGCCAAAUGGAACAGCAGAUCCGGAACAGACAGGUGGAAAAGGAAUAUAUCUGCAGGGUUGAGGGCGUAUUUCCAGAGGGUGUUGUGGAGUGUAAGGAACCCAUUGAAGUCGUCAGCUACAAGAUUGGCGUGUGCAAAGUAUCUCCAAAGGGCAAAGAUUGUACGACGACAUUUCAAAAGCUUUCCCAAAAUGGCACCACUAGUGUGGUACUUUGCAAGCCACUUACUGGACGAAUGCAUCAGAUAAGAGUGCAUUUGCAAUACCUAGGUUAUCCUAUUCUCAACGACCCACUCUACAACCACGAAGUCUUCGGUCCGCUAAAGGGAAGAUCCGGCGAUAUCGGUGGAAAGUCAGACGAUGAGCUUAUCCGAGAUCUCAUAAAUAUACACAACGCUGAGAACUGGCUGGGAAUAGACUGUGAUUCCGAUAUAUCCAUGUUCAAGACCACCAAGGACGAAGCAGAUCGGGAAAGUCUCAGCAGUGAGCACACUUCCGUCGUUCAUCACAGCGAUGAUGAUGGAGGCGUGAAUUCGCGGGAAACAACACCUCCAUGUACUGAAGCCCAGCAGCCAGAAAAUAGCGUUAAAAGUGUGGAACGCACUAGUUCAGUCAAGGAGUAUCCAGUUAGUGUACAGAAGUCUUCCACGGAAAUUUCCCCAGCUCUACUGGAUUCAAUAGAGAGCCCAUUGAGUGGAGUUGGAUGUAACGUUAACAAGGUCACAGUAGAUGAGCAUUGCUAUGAGUGCAAAGUGCACUAUCGCGAUCCGAAAUCAAAGGACCUUAUAAUGUAUCUGCACGCUUGGAAGUACAAGGGCCCUGGAUGGGAAUAUGAAACGGAGCUACCGAAUUGGGCUCGCAACGAUUGGGACCACUUAGACUCCGUAUGAGUACGCACAAUACUAAGUUUAUUAGAAACCAAACAGACCAAAAUCAACAAAAUUAUAUAUAUCAUAGUUAAAAAAUGUGCCUUUAAGAUUGGAUAGCAUGCGUACGCUUCAGUUAAUGCGUUAUACAAUAAUAUUUAUGUACACAAAGGCGUAGACAAUGCGUUUAGAUCGAUUGUAAAAUUAUAUACGCAUUCUAGAAUCCUAUAAAGUUCACAAUCAACCACAAAUAGGCUAAUGCAAGAGCUGAAAAGACGUGCAAAUAAAUUCGAAGCUUUUAUUACAAAUUAAUAGGUAUAUUUAUAUGUAUACAAGACAUGCACUUAUCUGAACUAAUGAUAUGUGAAAGGCAAUAUAUUAUAUUAUAAUCGGAAUAGACAACUUUAUAGAAAUUAGUUUGUAUGAGUGUAAAGCAAGAUCAUACACUGAAAAGUGGAUAUAAAUAAAAUUUUACAAAUGUUUCUUAGAAAA
Molecule: messenger RNA, 2804 nt
Organism: Drosophila takahashii
Lineage: Eukaryota; Metazoa; Arthropoda; Insecta; Diptera; Drosophilidae
Gene: RluA-1
Product: RluA pseudouridine synthase 1
Biological process (GO): enzyme-directed rRNA pseudouridine synthesis
Molecular function (GO): RNA binding; pseudouridine synthase activity
Source: RefSeq, a predicted model, not a curated record